UAGCUGGUAAUGUUGGCAAUUGAUAUGGAGAUUUGCUUGCUUGAGCUACAUUUUCAAUGAAAUUAUUCAAAGAUUCAUCUUACUAAAACAAUGGAUUGGCAAUUAACUUGCCGAGUAUGUCUGGAAACGGGAGAUAUGGUUUCCUUAUUCGAUUGGGACGAAAACAAUGAUCAACUUAGCGAUAAAUACACUGCGUGCUGUGGCGUAGAGGUUACAAAAAACGAUUCACUGCCAACUUUAAUAUGUCUCAAUUGUGUUGACCGAUUAACAUACGCGUAUGAAUUCAAAAAGCAAUGUUUAUCUUCAAACGAAACGCUCAAAGAGUGUUUGGAUGAGUUUCUAAAAACCUCGUCCCUGACUAGUACAGGCGACAACGAUUCCAUCAACAAAGCUGAAACUGAAACAAUCACUGUAAGGCAACAAAAUGGCAUGCUGUUGCAAUAUGAGCUUCCAGUGGAACAUGAACCAUCAAUUCAAUGGACUCGACGUCUGGUUAGGAAUGACAACAACGCUGUUGUAUUUAAAGCCCCAGAGGCAAAGAAAAGAGGACGGCCGCGUAAAUAUCCAAAUCCACAUGGCACAAUUGAAGUAUCACCAUAUCACCGCAAGAAACCCAAGGAAGAGGUAAGGGAACCCGAAUCGUUGACAGCAUUAAUUGCCUCUGGAUCAUUGGAGAUUAAACAAGAACCAGAUACUGAUGAAACCCUGUUUGAAUUUGAAGAAAUGGCUGAGGAUUCUGAUCCAGAUUUUGUUCCUGGAGAGGAAGAGCCUGAUGAUGUUCCGUUGCAGCAAGAGACCCCUAGAAAACGCGGUCGUCCGAGGAAAAUAAGACCCCCAGUGGCAGAUGUGAAAAUUAAGGAAGAAACGGAAGACAUGCUGCUAAAGGAAACCAUUAUGGCAUUCUCUGAACCCAUACAUGAUGAUGCGCUAAACCCAAAACCAAAGCCCAAGAAGAAAAAAAUUCAACAGAAGAAAAAGAAAUAUGUGUAUUCUAAGACUCACGUGUGUGAAACAUGCGGUGCGUCGUUCACUUCAAACGCUUCGUUGCAAGCGCAUAUUAGACGCCAUUUGGGAAUUAAACCAUUUGUAUGCAGCGUUUGCGGGUUCGCCGCCGUGGCUAAUAUAGAGUUAAAACGGCAUAUGGUGAAGCAUACGGGUCAAAGGCCUUACCCGUGUCGGCAUUGCGAUAAGACGUAUACGGACUUUGGGACACGACAGAAACAUGAACGAUUGCACAUGGGCAUUCGUCCCUACCAGUGUUCGUUAUGUGGAAAGUCGUUUACGUACUCGUACGUGCUUGCUAAUCAUAUGUUAACUCACACCGGGGAGAAGAAGUAUGCAUGUGGUCCUUGCAACAAGAAAUUCACGAAAGCUCACCACCUGAAGUACCACAACAAGGUCCAUCAUAAAGAGCUGUACAUCCAGCAGCAACUGGAGCAAGAGGCAAAGAAGAUGAGACAGAGGAUCAACGUCUCCAACCUUUCGGGAGUCAUCUCGGGGGAGAUCGUUGAUGGCACUCUGCAGCUCACGCAUAUUACUGAAGAUGGCGAACACGAGUCCCAAAUGGAGGUGGUCGAACAGGACGAUGAACAAAAUGAAACGGACCGAGCCGUCGCGGAUAUGCAAGCGGUGGUCCUUGAUUCGGAGUUUGCAGGCGAUGAUGACCUUAAGACUCGUAUAAUUAGUCAUAGUGAGAUUUAAUUAAAUACAUAUCCAAUUGUAUGCAAUAGAUGUAACAAGUGACUUACUUUAGUGGCUUAAUCUAGAAUUCAGUAGCGUGCCUAGUAAUAAAAAACUGCCAAAAAAUAUAUAUUUAGAAAUAAUUAUAUCAAAAUAUAUGUUUUUUACUUCAAGUUCCAUAUAAGGUCAUCCAAUAGUUACCUCAUAAUUGAAAAAAAAUUGUCUAAUUGCAGCUCUUACUAAGUAUGAGUACUUGUGUGUUGUCUCAUCACAGCAUGAACAUAGUCUGACAGAAAGAGACAAAAUAUUACUUUGGUUAAAAGAGUGUAAUUGGAUUUAUUUAUUCAUUAAAAAAUAAUUUUUAGUUUGGGUAAGAUAGGUCUCAACAUCGUUAUUAUGAUAUAGUUUUGAGUAAAUAUUUUUUCAAGCUUAUUUUCUUUACUAGCACAUAAAGACUGAAAUGAAAAGUAGGUUAAUUUAUAUAACUGCUUGGCGAUAGUGACUAAUGUAAAAUUUGAUUGAAAGUUUGUAUAUUUAUUAAAUUUAUUACGAAAAUAUUUAAUUAUAAAAUAAAUAUUUUUGAGGCUGUUCUUUGUUUUUGCAAAUUUGGAUAAUUUACUUCUGAACGAAAAUCAUCUUCAGGUUAAAGUAUAAAUAUAAAUAUUUUAUGUAACAGGUUCACUGUCCAAUCAUAAAGGUGGAAAUACCCCUCACCGAGGUUCGAAUGAAAGCCUAAAUGUUAGAAAAAAAAAAUUUGCCGUACGUCCCAGCACUUUUUAAGUUCUCAGUGAUAUGUCCUCUCAAGUCCACGCAAGAAGUUGUACUUGCGUGCAGACCACAUGUGGACUGCGAACGUGUAGAGAUUUCCGUCUUAUAUGGUCUUUGGACAGUGAACCUGUUAAAUAAUUUUAGCCUCGCUUUUUGUCGUUACAUAACGUAUCUGACAUGGGAUUCCAUACUAGCGUGUAAAUUAUAUAAACAUUAGUUAUAAACAUUUCGUGUAAAUAAUCAUUUAAUCUUGUUGAAUAAAUCAUUGAUUCAGUAAU
Molecule: messenger RNA, 2726 nt
Organism: Pieris brassicae (large cabbage white)
Lineage: Eukaryota; Metazoa; Arthropoda; Insecta; Lepidoptera; Pieridae
Product: zinc finger protein 829-like
Exons: 12
Coding region: 91-1701 (536 amino acids)
Biological process (GO): regulation of transcription by RNA polymerase II
Cellular component (GO): nucleus
Molecular function (GO): zinc ion binding; RNA polymerase II cis-regulatory region sequence-specific DNA binding; DNA-binding transcription factor activity, RNA polymerase II-specific
Source: RefSeq, a predicted model, not a curated record